GAGCGCUGGAAGCAGAAGGAGACUAAAGAGUCCAAGAAGAGUAUGUCGGAAUCGAGUGAAGGCAGCGAGCGGGAAUACAAACAAGGUGGAAGGAAAGGCAAAGGGAAGUCGGGAGGCAGCACCGAAGAUGGCGAACAGAAUCUAAAAAACUGGCUUGCCAACAACUUCGGGUCGUCACUCAAGCGGAUUUUGGAUAAGCUAGACAGUGUGGAAAAAUUGAAGGAGGUUGAAACAGAAAGGGAUAGAUUGGCGAAACUCGUUCUGGAACUAGAGGCGGCCAAGAAGGGCGAAUCCAGCAACAACGAGAAGAGGAAACGAAUAUUGGCCGUGAACUCGCCUACUGCCGAAAGACCAAAAUCAAGAUCAAGAUCAAGGAGUGGUGAGGUGAAGAUUCACCAACCACGAAUUGACGUGGAGGAGGCGAAGAAAGUGGCGAUGAAUGAAACGGGGAGCGUGCAAACGAAGGUUGAGCCGAUAAUUGCGCAGGUGAAUGAAAUUCAGCUUGACGAUAUAAUGAAGAUGCUAUCGCUGAUAGUGGGGAAGGUGCAAGGCAACAACGAAGAUACUGGCCCCCAACAAGGAGCAGGGAAAGUUAAUCUGGUCAUCAAUGAGACAGACGUGGAUGAGGAAGAGAGCGAAGAGUCGGGUUCUGAGAAGGACAAGCUGCAGCUCAACCGAGGCAACUGUAGCAAGAAGGAUAAGACGGAGGUGGGAAUCGUUGAGUAUAUGAGGCAGCGGGCAAGGGGGGGUAGGACAGAUGAUGGGGAGAGUGGGUCAGGAACGAAAAGAGUUAGGGAUGAAACGGGAGAGAAGGUCAGAGAAAAUGGGAAUAAGGAGGCGAAGGACAGCGACGAGAAUCAAGGGGGAAAUCCGAGCCCUGGUAAAACAGUGGAGAAGGAGUUGAAAGGGGGAAAGCCAAUGGAACUUGACAGGUCGGAAGACGAGGCGGAAGAGGAGAAGGACCCUCAAGAUAAGAAAGGGAAAAAUGCAGAUUUGGAAAGGUCAGAGGAAGAGAGUAUGGGCUACUCUGACAGUGAAGCCUCGGACUCGUCUCCCUCAAACAUGGAUGAAGAGGGUUCGGAACCUGAAGGAUCUGACGCAGAGCUAGGCGUGGAUGAAUUAAUGGAAGAACAAGGAGAGGUGGAGGACAACCUGGAGAAGACAGGGAAUAACCCCUCUGAGGUGGAACUGGAGGACCUGCAAGGGAAGGGGUCAGUUCCCCUGUCGAUCUACAAGUUUGAUACCACAUACAUAAGCAAAACCUAUGGGAGGGAAGACACACCGGUCAGGAAAAGUAUUUACAUAAGCCUUAGUUAUGAUAAGUUGAGACACAGUGCCACGUCAGACACAGUGCCACGUCAGCAGUGCCACAUCAGCAACAUGACGGGCCUGCCAGGCCAACUGGCCAAUGAGCCCAUUGCAGACUACAAAAAGCGCUUCCAGGCUCAGCUCGCUGCAAUCGAGGCUGAGGAACAACGCCAGCUGGCAGCCAAGGCUGCCCAGCUACAGGCUGAAGAAGCGGCAACAGCAGAGAAGCUGCGGCUACAGGCCGAAGCAGAUGCAGAUGCCCAGGCUCGCCGCAAGGAAGCCCAGGAUCUGUUGUUGCGGCAUGAAGCCAACAGCAUCGAGAGACUCAAGUACUGGCAUUUUGAACCGAACGGCGACGAGGCAACACCAGAAGAGCAGCAUAAGGAGCUCAUGGCCAAGCUCGUGACCAGGCUGGUUUACACUUGUAACCACCUACAGUCCGAGCUGGCAAACCUCCAGCGGGCUGUGCGGAACCAUAAGACUCAGCACGAGGAUGCCACACGGGCACUGGACGCCCAUGUACACGACUUGGAACAAGUUCCACCAAAACCAGACGUUGGGGCUUCCAGCACUGCAUCCUCUAGCCGCCAACUUGAGGAACGCGUUGACCACGUAGUGGCAAUGCUCGGCAACAUCAGCACCUUCGUUGCGCCAACCACCAUCAGCAGUCAGUUGCAUACCUUGAAAACCGAGUUCCAGCAGCUAAAGUCGACGAACGCGGAUGGCAAUCCGAAGUUGAUUCUGCCCAUCGCCAAGCACGCGUACAUCGGCGCCCUGUUCAUGAACUCAAAGGGCGGAUGCCAGACCUGGUUGACCCACCUGGCAACCUCCCAUGGCGUCGACGUACCGGACUUGAAGGACAACAUCACAUGGGAGCAACUGACACGGCUGUGGAAGAAGCGGCUCAUCGUCGACGACGCGCCAGCACUCGCCAUCAACCGUCUGUUCACCAUGUCACAGGGCAACACCGCAACACGGGAUUGGCUCACGGAGUGGCAGAAGAUUGCGGCAGUGCCCAACCUGGACUUGAUAUUCAUGCAUUUACGUCGUGAGUUCUACAACAGGUCCUGUGCUGAUCGCGAGCAGUACUCAACCUUCGCUGAGAUCAUUGACAAGGCGAGGGAAAUCAUCAAGACCAACAGUUCCGCGGAAGGUGAGGCGACUCCACCUUCUACUCCGCCAGAUUCGGCCGCCUUGCUAGCGGCCUCCUGCACAUCUGGGGAGGAUGCGAAUGUCGCAGGUUCUCGUUACAUUUACGAGGACUAUGCUGUCCACUUGGUUCCACCGCUGGACCAACCGCUCCACGUGCAACAAUCUACCGCAUGCACGGUUUCAUCACCAUCGGCAACCGAUUCGGCAGCUUCGCCGCCAUUUAUCGUCGGGGAUUCAUCAUCGUGGUCAAGACUUGAGGUGCUCGACCCACUGACGUUCACGAACUUCCAGUGGAUGCCCGUUCCCCCGACCGGACGAUUGCCGAAACCGCAUUGCAACGUGCUCAUGGCACCAUUGUGGGAUUACUUGCACACUGCAGUACCGACUCCGUUGAUGGACGCCGGAGUAGAGGUUGUCGACCUUCACGUCUACAUUGCGAAGAUCGACCGCGAGUUCAAGACGCAACGGUAUGACGACAUCGACGCACCAUUGCUAUAUGUACGCAUUCAGAUCAGAGAAGCGACCUGCAGCGCUUUGAUCGAUUGCGGAGCAUCUCGCAACUACAUCAGUCAGGACUUCAUGGUGCGCGCCGGCCUUGGCCCACGCGUCCGGAGGAAGCCCCAGCCUACUCAAGUCACAUUGGCGGACGGUCACACGCACAAGUCAAUCGACCGGUGCAUUGACAGCGUCCCAGUGUACUUUGCCCCUCACGCAAGUGAGGCGGUGUCCUUUGACAUUUUGGACACCAAAUUCAACAUAAUUUUGGGCAUGUCAUGGCUGCGAAGCAAGGAUCACCCGGUGAACUUCUUCAACCGCACCGUUCACGUUCGUGACCGGAACGGAGUAUUAGUUCCAUGCACUGUGCCUCUUCCUCAUCCUUCGAUCAGCUGCCACGUGGUAUCCGCCGCAAGCAUUCUAGCUUCCAUCAUCAGAGACGACAUCGAGGAGAUGGGGACGAUCAGAAACGCCGGCCCUCUCCCACGCAUCGACGAUCUUCUCGAGCGACUGGGCGGCGCCAAGUUCUUCUCCAAGCUCGAUCUCAAGUCAGAAUAUCACCAACUCGAGAUUCGCAAGGAGGAUCGCUACAAGACUACGUUUAAGACGCGAUAUGGGCAUUUCGAAUGGCUGGUUAUGCCAUUUGGCCUUACGAAUGUCCCGGCCACUUUGCAAGCGGCUAUGACAACGGAGUUCCGACACAUGUUAUAUCGAUACGUACUUAUCUACCUCGACGACAUCCUGGUGUAUAGCCGGAGUUUGGAGGAGCAUGUGGAACACCUGCGCACCGUUUUGGAGCGGCUACGACAAGCCAAGUACAAAGCCAACCGCGAUAAAUGCGAAUUUGCGCGGCAGGAGCUGGAGUACUUGGGACAUUAUGUGACGCCGCAAGGCAUCCGUCCGCUUGCGGACAAGAUCGAGGCCCUACAAGUAUGGCCCGAUCCCACCAACACCACGGACGUGCGUUCAUUCAUGGGAUUGGCGGGCUACUAUCAGCGAUUCAUCACCGGAUACUCCAGGAUUGCUGCACCUAUGACGAGGUUACAGUCGCCAAAGGUGCCAUUCGUAUUCGAUAACGACCCACGCCGGUCAUUCCAAGCACUUAAGACGGCUAUGCUCAUGGCACCCGUCCUUAGCAUCUAUGACCCCACCCUGCCGACGAGAGUGACUACGGAUGCUUCCGGCUAUGGCAUUGGGGCAGUCUUGGAACAGCACAAUAGCGACGACUGACACCCUGUGGAGUAUUUCAGCCACAAAGUG
Messenger RNA from Chara braunii, 4215 nucleotides. The record is from the annotation of a GenBank genome assembly. NCBI's taxonomy places the organism in Eukaryota, Viridiplantae, Streptophyta, Charophyceae, Charales, Characeae.